Molecule: messenger RNA, 678 nt
Organism: Endocarpon pusillum Z07020
Lineage: Eukaryota; Fungi; Ascomycota; Eurotiomycetes; Verrucariales; Verrucariaceae
Exons: 2
Coding region: 1-678 (225 amino acids)
Source: RefSeq, a predicted model, not a curated record
AUGGAAGGAACCAGAGAGGCAGAAGACGCAUUUUGGUGUGUGCUCGGAUAUUCCCAGGAGUAUCUUGACCGCGUACACAGAAAGGCCGAUGAGUACCGCGAAGCCGUGCUUGCUGCUGGAGGUAAAAUCGGUCCUCAAAUGUCGUUGGAAGAGGCAUCGGCCGUGUUGGCAUCGUACGAAUCAGACUCCGACCUCGACGACAAAUAUCUAGCACCACUGAGCCCGCCAUUGACACCCAAAGAGAGCGACGGGGGGUCAGAUUUCGCGGCGCCACUACCAUCAGGAACAGACAUUUCAAGAGAUGGAGGCAGUUUCAACCACCUCGAUGCAUCUCAAGGACCAUAUACGACUAUAUCUGAUGCCGAGAUGGAUGGACGAGAUGAAGCAACGUCUCCUCUUCCCACCCCAGCACAGUCCCAAUCAAUCGCCCACAGGAGACGACAUCGUCCAAAUGCAAUUAUAGUUUCAUAUCGAACCACCCGCUCCAAGGCGUCUUCCACCGCAACGCUGUUCUAUGAACUUGCAAGUGAUGGCCGCAUGAGUAGAUGCUCUUCUACCACAACAUCCCCAACCUACGACGCUUUCAGAAUGGAACUACCCCACCCUUCACGCCGGGCAAGAACCUCCCAUCAGUCUCAUGCACGUUCUUCCAAAUAUCGGAUCAAUAAGAGAAGAUGA